Molecule: messenger RNA, 546 nt
Organism: Penicillium olsonii
Lineage: Eukaryota; Fungi; Ascomycota; Eurotiomycetes; Eurotiales; Aspergillaceae
Source: the annotation of a GenBank genome assembly
AUGCUGUCGAUUUUGAGAAAGGCCCGCUUAAAGGAUAAGGAGAUGCGCAUCUUGAUGCUCGGCCUUGAUAAUGCUGGCAAGACGACCAUCGUGAAGCGCAUCAUGAACGAGGAUGUCACAACUGUCAGCCCGACUCUGGGCUUUAUUAUCAAGACCAUUGACUUCAUGGGAUAUAAACUCAACAUUUGGGACGUUGGUGGGCAAAAAACCCUACGUUCGUACUGGAAAAACUAUUUCGAGAAGACCGACACCCUCGUCUGGGUAGUGGAUGCUACAGAUCGCCUCCGUGUCGAUGAUUGCCGACAGGAGCUCGCUGGGCUGCUGUUGGAAGAGCGAUUGAUGGGCGCCACCCUCUUGGUCUUUCUAAAUAAAACAGAUGUGGAACACUGCAUGAGCGAGCAGGAAGUUCGACAGCGCCUUGACUUGGAUUCAAUUAAAACACACAAAUGGACUAUUCUCCCAUGCAGUGCUAUGACAGGCACCAAUCUGAAUGAGGGACUCGAAUGGGUGGUCCAAGAUGCCAAAGACAGACUCUUCCUCUACUGA